AUGAAACGUACAGCAACGAUCGCAGGCAUAGCUAGCAUUGCUAUACUAGCCGCCACGUCCGUUCAGGCUCAGCAGUCUGGAUAUGGCCAAUGUGGUGGGGAGAGCUGGACUGGUGCAACCACCUGCGUGUCUGGAUGGACAUGCACAUUUCUCAGCGAAUAUUACUCCCAAUGUCUACCAUCUUCUAGUACUUUGACCACCACGACCUCUUCUACGACAUCCUCAGCAACUUCAACCUCAGCGGCAAGCACAGCGACUAGCACCAGUGGUGGAAAGUUGCAAUGGUUCGGCGUUGAUGAAUCGUGCGCAGAAUUCGGAACGGCGAUGCCCGGUACUUGGGGUGUAGAUUUCACUUUUGCGGAUACGACGACAAUUGGUGAAUUCAUCAGUCAGGGCUUCAACAUUUUCCGUAUUCCAUUUGCCAUGGAACGAAUGGCACAGGGCUCUGUUGACGCGGCUUUGGAUGAGGCAUACUUGACCAACUACUCAGUUGCAGUCAACUACAUCACGGAAAAUGGGGCAUAUGCCGUGCUCGAUGCUCACAAUUAUGGCAGAUAUAAUGGCAGCAUCAUCACCGAUACUACGGCUUUCCAGACGUUCUGGUCUAACAUGGCAACCGCUUUCAAGGACAAUUCGAACGUGAUCUUCGACACAAACAACGAGUAUCAUGAUAUGGAUGAAACCCUAGUCUUUGACUUGAACCAGGCAGCUAUCGAUGGCAUUCGGGGCGCCGGCGCGACAACGCAGUAUAUCUUCGCCGAAGGAAAUAGCUGGACGGGAGCAUGGACAUGGAACACUACCAAUGACGCCCUCAAGGACCUGGAUGAUCCCGAGGACUUGCUAAUCUAUGAAAUGCAUCAAUAUCUUGACUCCGACGGAUCUGGCACGAGUGCGACAUGUGUCUCGUCGACUAUUGGGGUUGAGCGAGUCGAGGGUGCAACAGCUUGGUUGAAGUCGAAUGGGAAGCUGGGUAUCCUAGGGGAAUACGCCGGUGGACCGAAUUCGGUGUGCGAAGACGCUGUAACGGGAAUGUUGGACCAUCUCACAGCAAACAAUGAUGUUUGGCUUGGAGCUGUUUGGUGGGCGGCCGGUCCGUGGUGGCCAGCAGAUACUUGGGCCAGUAUCGAGCCACCAAGUGGACAGGCUUAUGUUUACUAUGAUGAGAUUCUGCAGGCCUACGUAUAG
Molecule: messenger RNA, 1185 nt
Organism: Talaromyces atroroseus
Lineage: Eukaryota; Fungi; Ascomycota; Eurotiomycetes; Eurotiales; Trichocomaceae
Product: Endoglucanase 3
Exons: 3
Coding region: 1-1185 (394 amino acids)
Biological process (GO): glucan catabolic process
Cellular component (GO): extracellular region
Molecular function (GO): cellulose binding; hydrolase activity, hydrolyzing O-glycosyl compounds
Source: RefSeq, a predicted model, not a curated record